CUUCACUUAUACACACCGUCUCUCCGCCACGUCUUCUCUGCUAUAGGAGGACUAGUCUUCUCCUUCCCCCAUUACCCCCUUUAUAAAUUCACCUCAAUCCUUUCUCCCCCAUUUUCUUUCCCACAAUUUUAUCUCCCUUUCCUUUUCUCCAAUCCUCACCAUCAUCUCACACAAAAAUGGACAUCAAUGGUGGCAAAAACUUCCGUCAUCGGAAAUCUCCUUCCUCCGAUCUUUUUCUUGGCCUUUUUACGUUCUCAUCGCCGUCCUCUGACGAUCUUUCCGGUUACGAGCUCUCCGAAGCCGAUCUCUUCUGGACCGGAGGUAAUGGUGGAGUGAAUGACUCGUCUGAAUCAACUCGCUCCCCACACUCGCCUAAAUCGCGUCGAAACUUAGGGUUUCACCGACAGGAGAAACCUGGAAUCCUUGCUGCGUUUCCCGAUGAUUGCAUGAAUCGGUUUUCUACUCCGUUUCGAGCGAUUCCGAAGCCUCGUCAGCGGGUUUCCGAUGAGUUAACUCAGUCUACUCCGAGUCGAUUGUUUCAGCACUCUGCUCCGGUGAAUGUUCCGAAGAUGAUGAUACAGAAGAAGCCAAAGAGAAUCGGAGUAUUAGACGAGCUAGACAAGGAAGAAAAUGAAGAAGAUGAUGAUGAUGGGAUGCUUCCGCCGCACGAAAUUGUUGCGCUUAAGCUGAAAUCGACCUCAUCGGUGCUCGAAGGUGUUGGAAGGACUCUGAAAGGGAGAGAUAUGAGACAAGUUCGCAAUGCUGUGCUGAGGCAAACUGGUUUCCUUGAUUAAGAUUAUGAUUAAGAUAGAUUCUUAAUUUAUUUUUGUUGCAAAAUGUGGAAUUUUCUGUUUUCUUUUGUUGCCGGCGGGUUUGGUGAAUCCGUGAAUGGAAGUUGGUUGUUUUUGGUUACUUCUUUCAUUAUCACUGGAAAAUUUGUAUUAGACGUGAAGAAUGGAAAAAAAUUAUAGAUUAAGAUUUAAGGUUGCUGGUGUAGUUGUUUUGGUGGAAGUUGGCGUAUGAAUUGAAACUUGUUACAUCGUUUUGCUGUAUACUACUCCAUGUUAGGAGAAAAGAAAGGUUUUACAAAUUACUCCCUUACACUUAAUCUUUCUACAAGUCCUCAUUCAUUUGCGUGACACUUUAAUGUGAAGUGUUAAUGCCAAGUCUUGCAUUUGUUUAAAUCGUUAACCCAAUUUCCAAAUUUUUUUGUAAUCUCAAAUCUGAACCUUUGGAUUUCCUAUAACACAGUCUGCGGACUGAAUACUUGUACGGAUCUAUCGCUUAGUAGUUAGGACUAAUCAACUUGAAUCAUAGACUUAAGGUCCCUUAAUGGAAUUUCUGAGUCUUCAAGGGUCUAAUUACAAGAAAUAAAAGUUCCUUCUCAUACA
Amaranthus tricolor (Joseph's coat) is the source of this 1391-nucleotide messenger RNA. Its product is annotated as protein S40-7-like. The record is from RefSeq and is a predicted model, not a curated record. The coding region runs from base 177 to 794 and encodes 205 amino acids. NCBI's taxonomy places the organism in Eukaryota, Viridiplantae, Streptophyta, Magnoliopsida, Caryophyllales, Amaranthaceae. The transcript has a single exon.